CGUGAUACGAAUUACGUUUACUUAUGUUUCUUAUUUUGACUGGAAAGCUCUCUAGACACUGAUCUAUAGUGUGUAUGCACACACGUGCGAAGUUGUAAAUAUCGAGCACGUAUUGUAAAUAUUAAGAAGAUGAUUAAGAAAAUUAAGAAGCUGAGACGUAAGAAGAAAUACAAUCCAAAUGUGAAUCGAAAGAGGCUACGAAAUAAAUUACGAAAAUUACCGAAUAUCUCGUGCGAUCCGAUAAAAAAAGCAUGGACGAACUCGAAAUCUAUGCGAGUCAAUUUGAGAGAAAUGGGUUUGGCAUAUGAUGCAAACGAAGCGUUACAAAUUCCUAAUAUAAAGCAUGAAAUGUUGGAGAAGGCCAAGAGAAUAGUUAGAGAUGAUGAUGAGAGUUUGUCGGAUCACGAAGCUGAAGAUGUGACUCCAAUAAAAAAGCACGUGAUGGAAAAUUUGGAAGCUGAAAUGAAAGCACCUCGAGAGCGUCGUUUUAGCUUACCGAAAGGAGAGGCACAAUUUUUGACUUAUUUGAUCAAAAAAUAUGGCGAAGAUUAUGAAGCAAUGUCAAGAGAUAAGAAGAACCAUUAUCAAUUAACCUGGAAACAAAUACGAGCCAAAAUAAAAAUGUUUAAAGGCAUUCCAGAACAGUACAACAAAUAUGUUCAAAAAGACAGCACAAAAGCAAACUCGUAACUUAAAUGCGUGUCUGUGCCCUGAGCGAAGAAUGGUGAUGCUGUUACCUCUGGCAUAAACAUUUACAAUCGCGUUAAAAUCAUCGAUGUUCUUCGAGUACGUAUUCCUGUAUCCAAAUCAGACACAGUUUUGGGGAUGAUUCAACGUCAUCGCGGAUGUCGAUACCCGAAGAAACGUCUAGUCUUGUGAAAAAGUUCUGAUAACGCUUUCCAAAGGCAUACUCUCGGUUUAUUAUUUCAAAUUACUUUGUUUCUCAGACGUCCCAGACUCUCGAUUUCAGUUUCCAAUACGUCGCCACGCUAAAAUAUAUUUACAUAUAAUAAAGUUCUAAUUUAAUUAA
Cataglyphis hispanica is the source of this 1030-nucleotide messenger RNA. RefSeq names its product nucleolar protein 16. Lineage: Eukaryota; Metazoa; Arthropoda; Insecta; Hymenoptera; Formicidae. Gene Ontology annotation, biological process: ribosomal large subunit biogenesis. Gene Ontology annotation, cellular component: nucleolus. The coding region runs from base 130 to 690 and encodes 186 amino acids. The record is from RefSeq and is a predicted model, not a curated record. The transcript has 4 exons.